GUCAAGACAGCAAACAUACUUUCCCGCUAUUUCUUCUCCCCCCCCCCCCACAAAUUUGUGAGGUGCGCUAGGUUGCGAGGCUGCAGCCUGAGGUCACCCAGUUAAGAUUCAUCAUGGCUGGUUGGAGACUGGAAGCUUACUUUCCCUGCGCCAGGUUUCAAAUAUCACAUCCGCUCCCCCGGUAUUAGGUUGUGUCAAAAUAAGUCAAAUAAGAGAUCUAAUAAUAAAACGUUUAAUCCGUUGCAUAUUAGCACGCGCGCACACGCAUAUAAAAGCAUUGAGGUCUCCCCUUUUGAACUACAACUGCUAGCUCCGACCGGGGGGUUUCUGAAGGGAAAGCAGGCCUUUUGCUCGCCCCCAGACGGCAGCCCCUUCCCCCGGCCUCCCGGCACACACCCACCCACCUCAGCCCCGCUUCUCUCACACGGGCAUCCCGCCGCCCCCCGCCCCCGAGAGUGAGGCGACUCCCUUCCCCCUCCGCCUCCUCGCCGUCACAGCCAAGAUGGCGGCGGCCGGAGUGACGGGGGGAGGGAAUCCCGCCUGAGGCGCCCACACAGGGACGGGAGGGAGGAGGCGUCGGACGCUGUUGCUGCUCCGUGAGGGGAAAAAAAAAGAUGCCACAGGGGGCGAUGCUGUCUUUCGGCCACCCGUCGCUCCCUCGCUUUCGUUAGCCGCCUUCCUUCCGAGACAGCGAGACGGGACCUGGGAGACCUCUUCGCCCGUCACCAGCCUUUCCCGCCCGGGCUCUGCGGGGCUGUUGGUCCCCCAGCGGAGCUAGAUCUUUUCUGUGAUGGAAGAUGGAAGACAGAGGCGCUCGUGUUGCUGACUACUUCGUUGUGGCUGGGUUGACUGAUAUUUCGAAACCAUUAGAGGAAGAAAUCCACUUCAAUGAUGCCUGCCACAAACUUGCAAAGCCAAAAGAACCAAUCACAGAUGUGGCAGUGGUAAUUAAAUCUCUGGGAGAGGAGGUCCCUCACGGUUACAAGUGCAUCGAUUUAACUCCAUCAGGACUAUCAGCAGAUCUCAACAAUGGGAGCCUUGUGGGACCACAAAUAUACCUGUGCUACAGGAGAGGAAGGGACAAGCCUCCACUUACUGAUUUGGGGGCUUUGUACGAUGGGAAAGAGAGAUUAAAGCAGGGUUGUGAAAUUAUUCAGCUCACUCCAUAUGGCCGCCCUGCAAAUAUCAGUAGUGGUACCUCAUCACAGAAGGUGUACAUCACGUACCGAAGAGCCUCUGAGAACAUAACACAAAAUACCCUGGCUGUUACAGACAUAUGCAUAAUUAUUCCUAGCAAGGGAGAAAUUCCACCACACACAUUCUGCAAGGUUGACAAGAAUCUCAACAAUAGUAUGUGGGGCUCAGCAGUAUAUUUGUGUUAUAAGAAGUCUGUGGCCAAAACAAACACCAUAUCAUAUAAAGCUGGUUUAAUAUGUAGAUAUCCAGAAGAUGACUACGAUUCAUUUCCUUUACCAGAAUCAGUACCUUUAUUUUGCCUCCCAAUGGGUGCAACAAUUGAAUGUUGGCCAUCUAAUAGCAAAUAUCCCCUUCCAGUAUUUUCUACAUUUGUAUUAACUGGAGCUUCAGCUGAAAAGGUCUAUGGUGCAGCUAUUCAGUUCUAUGAAACGUAUCCAGAGGAAAAUCUCACAGAAAAGCAGAGGUCUCAGUUAGGUUUUGUGGAUAAUGUUGAUGGAAAAACUGCCACUCCUAAAACAAUCCAGACUAAGAAAUGUAUCUGCCUUCUCUCACACUGGCCAUUCUUUGAUGCUUUCAAGAAAUUUCUUACUUUUCUAUAUCGUUACUCCAUCUCUGGUCCACAUGUCCUGCCCAUUGAGAAGCAUAUAUCCCACUUUAUGCACAAAGUUCCUUUUCCAUCCCCACAGAGGCCAAGAAUUUUAGUGCAGCUCUCACCUCAUGACAAUCUAAUUCUUAGUCAGCCUAUAUCAUCACCUCUACCACUGAGUGGUGGCAAGUUUUCUGCUCUUCUCCAGAAUCUUGGACCUGAAAAUGCUAUAAAUCUCCUUGUAUUUGCAGUGACUGAACAUAAAAUCCUUAUCCAUUCUUUACGACCUUCUGUCCUUACCAGUGUAACAGAAGCACUUGUCUCUAUGAUAUUUCCUUUCCACUGGCCAUGCCCAUACAUUCCUCUGUGCCCUCUAGCCCUGGCAGAUGUUUUGAGUGCUCCAUGUCCAUUCAUAGUAGGAAUUGAUUCAAGAUAUUUUGAUCUCUAUGACCCGCCACCAGAUGUUAGCUGUGUUGACCUAGAUACAAGCACCAUUUCACAACUUGGAGAUAAGAGAAAUAUUGCAUGGAAGAUUUUGCCAAAGAAACCUUGUAAAAACCUGAUGAACACCUUAAACAACCUCUAUCAACAGCUAGCAGAAUUGCAACAAAGACCAAGAGAUGAUGCACUGAUGGAACUGGCUAUGAACGACUAUGAUUUUCAUUCAGGGUCAAAACUACAUCAGUUAGACAUAGAAAUCCAGGAAGCGUUUCUCUAUUUCAUGGCCUCUAUACUGAAAGGUUACAGGUCAUAUCUAAGACCUAUUACUCAAGCACCGUCUGAAACAGCGACAGAUGCAAGUUCCCUCUUUGAACUUCAAGGAUUCUUAAAAAGCCGUGAUCGUUCACAUCAAAAGUUUUACACUAUGAUGACCAAGACACAAAUGUUCAUUCGUUUCAUUGAAGAAUGCUCCUUUGUUAGUGAUAAAGAUGCAUGUCUUGCAUUUUUUGAUGACUGUGUAAAUAAAGUGGAUACAGAUAAGACUGGUGAGAUACGGCUUAUAGAACUUGAUGAGUCCUAUAAGAGUGAGCACACUGUUUUCAUAACUCCUCCUGAGAUCCCGCAUCUUCCCAAUGGAGAGGAGCUUCCAUCACAGUAUAGCUACAACGGGUUUCCUGUGCUGAGUCAAGACUUGUUUGAGCAGCCUGCAGGACUUGUAAAAAUACGGAACAGCAAAUUAUCUUUAAAAGCUAGCAGUCCAAAUAGCCCAUUGCCAAUGUACAGAAGGACAAAGCAGGAAAUCAAGUCAGCCCAUAAGAUAGCCAAGAGAUACUCCUCCAUCCCUCAGAUGUGGUCCAGGUGCUUGCUGCGCCACUGCUAUGGCUUAUGGUUUAUCUGCCUUCCUGCCUAUGUCAAAGUUUGCCAUUCCAAAGUCAGGGCUUUGAGAACAGCCUACGAUGUGCUACGGAAAAUGCAUACAAAAAAGAUUGAUCCACCUGAUGAGGUAUGCUACCGGGUAUUGAUGCAGUUAUGUGGACAGUAUGGCCAGCCUGUGUUAGCUGUGAGAGUCCUUUUUGAAAUGAAAAAGGCUGGAGUUGAUCCUAAUGCAAUUACAUACGGUUAUUAUAAUAAGGCUGUUUUGGAAAGUACCUGGCCCUCAAGCAAUCGAAGUGGCUACUUUCUGUGGACAAAGAUAAGAAACGUCAUCUUAGGAAUAGCACAGUUUAAAAGAGUUCUAAGAAAGCAACCUGCAAAUGGAAUUCACAGAGUUCUUUCUGGAGAGCAUUCAGAUCUCUUAUACAGGCUAUCUAAAGAAGCAGUUGAGCAAAGGAAACCAACAUUUCAGAAGAAUGGUGAACAAAAAGAAGAGAAAAAAGAGAGUGACUCUAGUUCUUUAUCUGAGAUAGAGAGCGGAAAGGGCAGUGGUGACUGUCUUCCUGCAUUAAAUUAUCAAAAUUCCAGUAGUGCUUCGCCUGCUUCAAGGAUUGUUCGCGUUAGUGACAGAUUCGGCAAAAUAGGAGAUACCACAACAGAAAGUUCUGCAGGAUUGCUAUUCUCUUGUUUUGAGGAUAACAACAAAUCAAAAUUUACUAAAGCUGAGAAUUUAAGAAGCAGACAUCUAAAUGCAGCUGAAAUAGAACACAAGCGGACAGUUUGGAGAAACAGAAACCGGAAUCUGAGUGGAGAUGCUCUAAUUGAGCUAAUGAAAAAUCAAAUUAAUCACGAAGCAAGCCCUGCAGAAAUUGUUGAAAGCCUGGGAAUAGAUGCAAAAAUACUUUCUAAGGUAUUUGAGAAGAGAAUACGUCCAAAGACUCUCAAUCUUAGACAAUCUUCUUUAGAACCCAAUAAGAGAGGAAGCCUGGAAAAAGAAUCCAGUGAUGAAGAUGCACCCUAUGAGAACAAUUUUAAGGAUAAGGAAUCCCCAGUUAUAUUUGAUCUGGAAGAUUUGGAUAAUGAACCUGUCUCGGUGAAAACUGUGAAACUGUUCCACAAAAAACCAAAGAGAAUUCAGCGGGCCAUCAGCUUUCCAGCAAAACCUGUUGAAAAAACUGAUGUUGAAACAGGAUUUGAUCCACUUUCCUUGCUGGCUGCUGAGAUAGGACAACAGAAAGAAGAGGAGGAGGAGGAGGAGGAAGACAAAAGUACCUCAACUCCAUCGGCAAGGCGAGAUUUAGCUGAAGAAAUAGAGAUGUAUAUGAAUAAUAUGAGUAGUCCUUUAUCAAGCCGUGCACCAAGCAUGGAUCUGCAAAAGGCCUACAAUGACAAGAAUGGCACCAAAAAAAGUCCAACAUUUGCCCAGCCAUGUCGGCGAUCUAGCCUUCCCCCAAACUCACCCAGGCCAACAAGCCUCUCCAAGUCCAAAAGCUACCAUGCAAAAAAUGAAGUGCGAGUCAGGGACAGGCUUUGGUCCUCGCCAGUGUUCUCCCCAAACAAUCUGUCGAAAGGACAAGUUCAAGAGAUGGCUGGCACAGUCACUCUUGCUUCUCCAACUUCAUUCAACUUGGAUACACUACUAACACCUACAUUUGAUGUUCUAAAGAGCAGCAUGUUUACUGCAGGGAAAGGAGUUGCAGAGAAGGCCAGCAAGUGGUACUCCAAGUUCACUACAUAUGCCUCCUCAUCAAAGGAUCAAAACUCAGACCGGGCAAGUGUUUCAUCCCUUGGAGCCCUAGAUUCAGAGUCUACCUCCCUGACUGAUGAAGAAAUCUGCAAUGAUUUUGAAAGCAACUCUUCUCCUCAAGAGAAUGCCUCUUCCGUGAUAAAGGGAAUUGGUCUAAGCAGGACAAGUCUUGAGAGUUCAGCUUCAAACAAUGGCUCAUCAAAACGUGUCCCCCAGUAUGGCUCCCUUUCCAAGUUUCCUUUGCCUGACAGAUCAGAGCUGGUAUCAUCUUGCAGCACAAGCAGCACAAGUGUGUUCCAGAAUUAUGCACUGGAGGUUCUCAUCUCAAGCUGUUCACGGUGUCGAACCUGUGAUUGUCUAGUACAUGAUGAAGAAAUCAUGGCAGGCUGGACAGCAGAUGAUUCCAACCUUAACACUACGUGCCCUUUCUGUGGAAACCUGUUCUUGCCCUUUCUGAACAUUGAAAUCAGAGAUCUCCGGGGCCCUGGAAGAUAUUUCCUGAAGUCCAGUCCAUCUUCAGAAAACCUGCAGUUUCCAUCAUCUUUUCCAAACCAGACAGGAAAUUCGUUCAACCCUGAUCCCACUUCGGGAUUUAUGGCCUCUGUGAUACCUGAGUUACAUUCUGAUAGCAAGUCAAAACCAUCUGACACCACCUGUGCCAGGAGCAUUCAGAUCCCAUCUAGAAGAAGCCAAAAUACUAUUAGCAACGAACACACCAGUCACCCGUUGUCAAGAAGUAUUAGUACAUACAGUCCUCUCGAGGUAGAAGGAGCAAGAAGCCACCAGCACAGCCGCCUGGUUCCUACAGGAAGCUUGCCUACUACAUGGCAGGGACCUACUGAUCCUUUGGGGCUAGAGUGGAAUUUACCCAGUCCAGAACCCAUCACUGUUCCUUAUCUGAGUCCACUUGUUGUAUGGAAGGAGCUUGAAAGUUUAUUAGAAAAUGAAGGGGAUCAUGCAAUAACAGUAGCAGACUUUGUGGACCACCAUCCUAUUGUGUUUUGGAAUCUAGUGUGGUAUUUUCGACGUCUGGACUUACCAAGUAACUUACCAGGAUUAAUACUAUCUUCUGAGCAUUGCAAUAAGCAUUCAAAGAUUCCAAGAAACUGUAUUUUAGAGGACAGCAAAUAUGUUCUAAUUCAGAUGUUGUGGGACAACAUGAAGUUGCACAAAGAUCCAGGACAACCUCUCUAUAUUCUGUGGAAUGCACAAAGUCAAAGCAAUACACUUGUAUUUGAGACUCAAAAGUACCCAAUGGCUCGCUUACUGCAGAAGGAUGAUAAUUCCUUUAACCAGGAGCUUUUAAGAAGCAUGGUAAAGAGUAUUAAGAUGAAUGAUGUAUAUGGACCGAUGAGUCAGAUCCUAGAGACACUCAACAAAUGCCCACAGAUAAAAAGGCAAAGGAGUCUUUAUAGAGAAAUAUUAUUUCUCUCUCUUGUUGCUCUUGGAAGAGAUAAUAUUGAUAUAGAUGCUUUUGAUAGAGAAUACAAAAUGGCUUAUGAUCGCCUAACAGCAAAUCAGGUCAAGAGCACCCACAACUUCGAUAGGCCUCCAAGUACAGGAGUGAUGGAAUGUCGGAAGACUUUUGGGGAGCCAUAUCUUUAAGAGAGAAAAUGUAAUGUGUUGCUACAGGGUACAUAUGUAUAAAACAGGAUUUCAGAAAGUUUUUGCCACUUUUUUCCAUUAAAAAAGCAUUUUAAAUCAAAAUUUUCCAGGAGAAGACUGAUUCACCAUUAGACAAGAGAGAGCUCGCUUCAUCUGAACAGUGUCUAUAAACCACUUAAUGGAGGAGAUUAAAUGGUCCAUUGUAGAAAAUUUAGACAGAGAUGGACCCAAAUCAUGCACUUAGAAGUUUGCACGAAUGAAAUAAGCUUUCCAAAAUUGUUUACAUAAAAUAUUGAAAAUGUUACAGAGUGCUUACCAGUAGUUGUAUAAUAACAAUUUUAAAUUAUGUACAGCAAGCUCCUAUUUUUUUUAACUUUUUGAAUUACUAUAGUGAAUGAAGUGAUUCCAUUGCAUAAGCAAUACUUUUGUCCUCCUUGAUGUUAAUAGUAACUAUCUUUUUUCAGAAACAAUAUAUUUCGUUUCUUAUUUUUUCUGUCUCUCAAUAUGGAAAUGUAUUUUUUUUAUCAGAGUAUGAAUUGACAUUUAUAUCCUGUUCCAAAAAUGUCUACACUUACAUCGUAGAUUUAGCUGACAAGUGUUGCAGACUUGUAUGAAGCUUUCAUAAUUAAUAUGCAUUUGUCACUUUCAAGAAGUUUCGGCUGACACAUCGUUGCCUGUUAGGAGCCUCUGCUGUAUAGAUUUUUCAGAACAAAGAGUGUGAUGUAAAAAUAUAUAUAUGUUUGGCACACCUGUGGGCUGUGGCAUACACAAUGGAAUUCUGGACCUUUUCUUUUCAAUCAGCAAGCUCUGUUUUGGCCCACAAUCUACUUUUGGAAGUACCUGCAGGUUCAAAAGCAACUGGUCUUGUAUUUCUCUUGCCAUGGGUAGAAGUAUGGAUGUUUCAGAAAGAUAAUCCUAAAGUUCCAUGGGUACACGGAAGUAGUUGUAUUAACCCUUGGAAUCUGUCCAAACUGUGGGGCAAGGGGGGGUGGAAUAGAGAAAGAACAGGUAAUAACCUGGAAUAUUCCCAAGUAGAAUCUAAAAUGAAAUUUAAGAGAAGGGCGGAAAUGGCCAUGAGAGAUGUGGGGAAAAUGGCACCUACUUUCAGAAAUCAAGUACAUUAAGCAUAUACUAGAGUGAGUUUGUUUGCAAAUGCAAGUUGCAUGACAAUUUUUAACUUUUGGGCCAGAAUACAGUUUGUUGCAAAGCAAACGGUGCAAAUAGUCAUGUGGUUCCUUGUUGUGGCCUGUUCUGCAAUAAGAUGGCGGAAGUGGAGAGCACUUCCACCUUGACACUAUUGGAGCCAGGUUGAUUACGGCUACACAGCAAUUUAACAGGACUCCUGCCACUGUUGUGAACCUCCACACUGCUUUGUUUUCAUAGCUAAUAAUUUUAAACAUGAGGAACUAAAAAAUAUUGCGUUUGCUCUAAUUUGCACAUGUAAAGAUACGCUGACUCUGCUAUCCGCUCUUUCUGAUAAUCUCCUAAUUUAACAGUAGUGUGGCAAUUAUGGUAUUAUUUUAUGCCUGUGCUAAUAAUUGUUGGAUUAGACUAUGCAUUGGCAGUGAUUCUUGACUUAACUCUGAGGCCUGGGUCAAAAAAGCUACUUCAGGUGUAUGCAAAGGAUUCUGAGACAGUUUUGUCUUUGAACAGCAGAUCCAUCUGCCAUAUCACCAGUUGCGUUUGAAGCUCCUUACUGAGUAAACAGAAACUGGAACUUCCUUGGGUUUGUGGCAGCUAUGUAAAUGUUUCUGAUACAGCCUCCCUUAGCAGGUGUCCUCCAAAUGUGUUGGACUACAGCACUCAUCAUCCCCAAGCAGCAUGCCUUUGACUAAUCUGGAAAAUGCGGAAGGCUGCUCUAAGGGCACAGUGAAGCAGUAAUACCUCUUGCACAGGCCUUCUGACAUGUUGACACAGCUACUGCUAUUCCACUCAGUAAGCUUGCAUGGAAUUCCCUUGUAAAUUUUGUCAUACAUUUCCACACGUCUGCAUUUAUUUUGUAUUUAUAGACAGGUAAUCUCCCAAACUUGUUUUUAUGAAUCAUGUGAUAAAUUUGUAUCUCCUGAAUCAUUGGAUAUAUAUGUUGGAAACCAUUCAUUACCUAGUAAUGUGGGUUUGUUAGUAUCUUUGUACAUACCUAUGUUAUAUUUUCUAUGGAAAUAUUGUACAUGGUGAUUGCAAAUGUCAAUAAGUACCUAGAUACUUGUGCAUUUUAAGAGACCGUGUUAGUUAAGUUUUGAAAUGCCACUCUUUGCUCUCAUUAGCAGCAUAAAAGCCACUGUUGUAGAGCACUUUAUUGCUAUGAUGGAAGGCCCACAUCUUCUUCCUGAGCUCUGUGUAAGUGUUUCCAGAGGUACUAAGAAAACUAUAAAUCAGUUUCUGUCUUCUACCUUUAUAUAGAAAACUAAUACUACUUUCAUUUUGGCAGAUUUCCUGUUGGUUAGGAUUCUGAGGGCAUGGGCAAUGGGCAUUUGGGUGGACAUCCAAGUUGACCUAACAGCAAGGUUUCUAUUAAGUGACGUAAGAGUAAAAAUAACUACUUGGUUCCAACUGGAGCAUAUCCUGCCAGUUCAAGUUUAAAUCCUGCUAAAUAGGCGUGAAGUAAAAUACUGAUCUCCAGAUGUUAUUGGACUACAAGUCCCCACAUUUUUUCAUCCUUGUAGAGGUUGAUGUAAGUUGCAGUCCGGCAGUAGUUUGCUCAAGCCCUCUGCAGAAACCAGGUAGCUGGUUAGCUAUGCCAGUCAGCCUGUUAUUAUAGAGUCUGUUACACUAACAAAGCCAAAAAGGUGUCUUGUGGCACCUGAAAAACUAGUCAGCAUAUUAUUACCUAAGAUUCUAUGGAUUAGAACUGUUAGUUCACACACGCAUACAGUACAUUAGGUUUCCCCUGCGCUUGAUCAGUGGCAACGGCAUAUGUGAACAAACUAAUAAAAGCAUAACUGUGGAUGCAAUGUGAUGUAAAAUCAACAGUUAUGACUAUAAUUACACAUUUUCAUAGUCAUGUCACUUUCUCAUCUUGCAGUUCUUCUGCAGUCUGCUAGGCUCAUGUUAGUGGAAUUCCUCUAAGAAGUUGGAAUUUUCAGAGCUGGAGUAGCAGGUUGGGGGCUUAGUUCCUUUCUUUCCCGUCCCACAGAUGUUUUCUGAAGUGAUGUAAAUAUGAAGCAGCCUCAGCCCAAGUCAAACCACUAGCCCACACACUCCGGCACUAUCUGCUCUGAUAGCCCUCAGUUCUCUGAAGAAUUGUGGGAGAACCUCUUCUUGGUCCUUCUUCCAGAGAUAUUUUAACUGGAGGUACUAGGAAAUGAAAUGUGUGAUGAAAAAUUCCUAAUUCAAAUUAGACUAUGAUCAGAAAAUCAGAUGUCAGAAUAAAGUUCCCACCCACAGAGUCCAAGAGUGACCAUUUUCACAUGGUACAGUGGUGCCUCACUUUACGAUUGUCCUGCAUUACGACGAUCUUUUUGCGAUCGCAAAACCAUGGUCCA
Molecule: messenger RNA, 9931 nt
Organism: Pogona vitticeps (central bearded dragon)
Lineage: Eukaryota; Metazoa; Chordata; Lepidosauria; Squamata; Agamidae
Gene: DENND4A
Product: DENN domain containing 4A
Biological process (GO): regulation of Rab protein signal transduction
Cellular component (GO): cytoplasmic vesicle
Molecular function (GO): protein binding
Source: RefSeq, a predicted model, not a curated record